Sus scrofa (pig) is the source of this 6616-nucleotide messenger RNA. RefSeq names its product annexin A9 (gene ANXA9). Gene Ontology annotation, molecular function: phosphatidylserine binding; calcium ion binding; calcium-dependent phospholipid binding. The record is from RefSeq and is a predicted model, not a curated record. Gene Ontology annotation, cellular component: vesicle membrane; cytoplasm; nucleus. Lineage: Eukaryota; Metazoa; Chordata; Mammalia; Artiodactyla; Suidae.
UGGUUGUACCAAUUUACUUUCCCACCAACAGUGUAGGAGGUUCCCUUUUCUCCACACCCUCUCCAGCAUUUUAUUAAUGAUGGCCAUCAGGAAAUGUUCUUUUAUUAUCAUAUUUCCUUGUUCAAAAAGAUUUAUUCAGGACUCUCAGCCUCAAAGAGGUGUGUUGCAUGUGGCCGUGAUGCUCUCCCACUUCACAGAAGGGAGGCUCAGCAGAACAAGCCUCGGGGAUCCGGGAAUCACAGGUUUAGAUGCCUUCACUGCCCAGGAGCCGGGUGAUAAGGACGCAUCCAUCAGGAGCAGAGAGUCACAGUUCUGGUCUGGGCUUUCAAAGAAGGGCCUGCUGGUCUCGGAGGGUCUCCUGGGGAGGUGGAGGGUGGCUGUAGCUCUCUCAGGUCACAAAGGCUGGCAGACGAUGCAGCCGACACAGCCCACGCGAACUCUGACUGGAGGCAGACAUCCUGGGUCCCUGACUCCACCCAACAGCCUGUUUUCUACUUUUUUUUUUUUUCAUCUUCAGAUAUUUUAAUUUCACAAUAUUCAAUCCCUCAUGAAUAUUUUGUGGUGACCUCUGUUCAACUGUUUUCUACUUUAACGGGAGAGAAAAGUGAGGAGCAGUGAUUGCCACCAUGGAAAUCUCCCUUCGUAGCAUCUCCUUAGGCCAGGCUUCUCUGAGGAAGAGCUGCAGGUCCCUCCUCAGGGAUACAGGAAAACCAGUGAUGACUUUCCCAGAGUGGAAGAGUGACAGAGGCAUGGAGACAGCCCUCUAGCUUCUGUGUCCAGCCCUUGCCUGAUCUGUCUAGGGCGGCCGGAAGGAGACGGCUCCCAGACCCUAGGGAGCCUGCUGUGCAAUUUGACUAAUCAUCUGCUCGGGGCCCCUGAGGCUCCCCAAGACUGUUCACCUGCUGCUCUGUGCACCAACAGCCUCCAGCCCAGCUGCUGGGGUUGCAUCACCUGCCGCUAAAACAGCCCUGGCAGCCAAAAGGCAACAGAAGGAAUCUAAGACCCAGGGACCUAGGGAGCCUCUUUCAUAUCCCUGCUGCCUUUGGGAGCAGGGUGCUUCUGUCCACAGGGAACACCCUUUGCAUUUUCCCCCCUUGACUCUGCUGAUCUGCUCCCACCCCCCCGGGAUACCUGUGCCCUUCCCUCCCCAGAGAUAUACACACACCCCCUCGCCCUGCCCACUCUGCUGCUCCCUCCCACUUACUCCCACUCACUACUGCUCUAAUAAGGCAGUGUAGUCCAGGGAGUUUCCCGGGUUGGGACCCCUCCUCUGGGGUGCAGGCUGGGGUGCCCUCCUGGUAUGUGGCCCAACAGGUUUUUCUCUAUCAGCCUCCAAAUCAGCCUGGAGCUUGUCUGACCUGCCCCCCAGGGAGCUGGAGUCAGAGGCAGAGCCAGGUCAGAAGCUGGACUUAGAGACUCGGCUUCUGUGGUCCCACCUGGCCCCGCACGGAAAGCAAUGCACAAAAGGCUCCUGUGUCCAGGGCUGAGCUGCUGAGAGGCCAGCAGAGUUCUCUCAGAGGGGUUGAGGCCCAGUUCCUGAGAGGAGAGCUGUGGGAAGGGAGGUGUUUGCACACGGGACCCGGUACAGCCUGGUCCUCUCCCACACUUGGGAGGGGCCAGAACCUGAGAGGACAGCCUGGCUGGUCUGCUGGAGAGGUCAUCUGACUGGUAUUCAGCUUGGGCUGCACACGCCCCCCUCUCUGACACCAGGCCACACAGGAGCUGGUGCCCACAUCAGGCACACCGCGCCCCCAGCACCUCUGGGCACCCAUGGACCCACAAGAACACAUAAUCACAUCUGCACAGAGACUGCACCUACUGACCUAAACAUCCCAGCCAGAGACCCUGAGGGUGAAAGGCAGACAGCCCUGUGGGCAGGUGGCCGGCCUUACUUGUAGGCUGGGCUGAGGUGGGGGAAGGGGCUGUUAUCUCCCAUCCCACAUACUUAGUCUUGCCACCUCGCCUCACCUCCCCAACAACACAGCGCCAGGAGCACCCAGCCAGGCCAUACAAGGAAGGGACGUGGACCUCAGAAAGGGGUCAUCCACCUUAGACCGACAGUUGGGGAGCCUUGGGAUCCACCCUAGAGUCCGGGAGGGUUUGUUUGGUCCUAGUUCUAGCAGCAUCCCUGAUCAAGCCUUGCUUCCUAAAGGACGGGCAGCCAGACGCACCAUGUCUGUGACCAGUGGGAAGACAGGAGCGUCCCUGACUGAAGAGAUCCUCAACCACCUGGGCCUUGCUGACAAGACUGCAGCUUGGGGAACCCUGGGCACCCUCGGCACCCUCAGGACCUUUCUGAGCUUCAGCGUGGACAAGGAUGUGCAGAGGCUGCUGAGGGCCAUUGCAGGCCAAGGUGUGGACCACAAUGCCAUCGUGGACGUGCUGACCAAUCGGAGCAGAGAGCAAAGGCAGCUCAUCUCUCGAGCCUUCCAGGAGCGCACCCAGCAGGAUCUGCUGAAGUCCCUGCAGGCAGCGCUCUCUGGCAACCUCGAGAGGAUUGUGGUGGCUCUGCUGCACCCAGCAGCCCAUCUCGAUGCCCGGGAGUUGAGGACAGCCUUGAAGGUACCAGGAGAGGAGGACUCAGGUUCUGCUGAAGAUGUGGCCAUGGAAAUCCUUGCCACCCGAACCCCGCCUCAGCUGCAGGAGUGCCUGGCAGUCUACAGACAUGAUUUCAAGGUGGAGGCUGAAGAGGACAUCAAAUGUGCAACCAAGGGCAUCUUGCGGGACCUGCUCCUGGCCCUGGCCAAGGGGGGCCGUGAGAGCUACGCUGGAAUCAUUGACUAUAACCUAGCAGAACAGGAUGUCCAGGCACUAAAACGGGCCGAAGGACCCAGCACGGAGCAGACAUGGGUCUUUAUCCUCACCCAGCGAAAUCCUGAACACCUGGUCCGAGUGCUGCACCAGUACCAGCGGAGUACGGGGCAUGAGCUGGAGAAGACCAUCCGGGACCGUUUCCACGGAGCUGCCCAGGUGGCUCUGCUCAGCCUAGCCUCGGUGAUCCUGAACGCAGCGCUCUACUUUGCUGAUAAACUUCAUCAAGCCCUCCAGGAAACUGAGCCCAAUUACCAAGUCCUGAUGCGCAUCCUUAUUUCUCGAAGUGAGACUGAUCUUCUGAGUAUCCGAGCUGAGUUCAAAAAGAAAUUUGGGAAGUCCCUCUACUCUUCCCUCCAGGUGAGACUUGCCUGGUUCUUAACCUGGAUCCCCAGAGCUUCACCUGUUACCUCCACCCUACACACAGCUGAGCAUAUUCAUGCCCUGGAGAACUCAUGAAUCUUUGAUUAAUUUAGUACAAGAUUCCAGGCACCGAACAAGCUCUGGACCAGUACAAGGGAGAGGAUGCAGUACCUGAGCCAUGCGGUAGUGGGUCUUUCUAACACUUGACUUUCUGGUCUGCAGGACACAGUGAAAGGGGACUGCCGAUCAGCCCUACUAGCUCUGUGCAGGGCGGAAGACCUUUGAGACGUCUCUGCCCCAUCUGCACAUGGCAUUCAAGGGUCUGAGAUUCCCAAGUUUGGCUGAGGCUGCAGGAGACCAACUGGACCUCUAAAUAAGAUAACCCUUCACUGAGCACCCCACGUUCCAGCUUCUCGUGGAGGCUGGAACUUGAUGUUUCUUUUACAUCUCAAUUGCCUUCAUCUCAAAUUGAUGUGUACACCUGGGUCCUCCCGUUCUGUCUUGGGUGCGGGAUAAUGGGCUCUCUUUGACAGUUUCUGCCCUACUCAUCCUUCUUUAUCCUGGUUAGAACAUCUCACUGAUGCUUGAAUUCUUUUGGCAAACUUCACUGUCAUCUGUGUUCCCUGACUGAAGUUUGGGUGGAGCGGGACAGGGCUGGAAGCAGGCCUUGAAGUUGGAGAUGCCUUUGAUGUGCACUUGGAUAUUCAACAGGAAUCCCGUCUGAGACUUGAGACUGCAGUUAUCAACAACCACCUUCCCUUCCGUGUCUCUUCUCAGCUCCAUUAUUUUCUCUUUCCCAGGAAAUUUCAGGCAAAAUAACUGAGAACCAGGAACAACAACGAGGUCAGAAAUGGCUAGAGGUAGCAAAAGACCAUCUGUAGGACCUGAGAAGCAAGCAGAGAAUCAAGCCAUCCCUCCCCUGCCUGGAAAGAUUUGGGUUAGCAGGAUGCACAAUCCCCAAAUUCAUCUGUCCAAAAUGGGGACUUGGAAACCCACCUCCCCACUUACAGUACUAUUUCCAAAAGAAGAUUUAGCAAACAUAGAGAAACAAGGAGUUCCCAUCAUGGCUCAAUGGGUUAAGAGCCCGACUAGUGUCUAUGAAGAUGUAGGUUUGAUCCCUGGCCUCGCUCAGUGGGUUAAGGAUCUGACAUGGGUGUGAGCUGCAGUGUGGGUCACAGACGAGGCUCGGAUUUGGCAUUGCCGUGGCUGUGGUGUAGGCCUGCGGCUGCGGCUCCAAUUCAAUGCUUAGCCUGGGAACUUGCAUGUGCCUCAAAUGUGACCCUAAAAAGAAAAAAAGAAACACAAAAACAAAAAAAGGAAAAAGCAGGCUUUGGUUCCCCCUGCUGGCUCUACUAGCAAUGACAGGCCACCCUCUCUGGCCUCUUUUCCCGUCCCCUCCCCUUUUGCAUUCCUCAACUGGGUCAAAUACCUAACCCCAUAGCUGUAGGGUAAGGCAAACAACAGAUCUCAGGAAAGAAGUUUUAUUUCCAAACUCCUAGGAAGGCAUUACAAAUAAUGCAGUUAGAAACUGAACUCAAACCCUGAAACAGAUACAGAGGGGCCUGCAGGAGAGCCAGGAUGACCCAGCCAGUCAGGGGUGGGAAGUAAGGGAGAUGUGUGGAGACAGAGACUUCACCCUGGAGCCUGAGUGUAUAUUCACGUGACUGUGUUGGGCAAAGGGAACUGGGAAUCAGAAAUCCUUACCCCACCAACCCCAGUGUGGCCCUGGAUGGUUGAGAGGAGUCAGCAUGUGAAGGCAAGGAUAUCACUAAAUCUGACCUUGGCAUUUACUGCCUGGUAAAUCCCCAACAUUCCAUAAAUAAGUUACCCUGCAUAUCUCAAGCUGAGCUAGAGAAGCGAGCGAAAUAGCCCCAGUCCUUGAACGCGGAGGCAAGGCAGCCUGGCACUGAGUGGGGCUACAGGAGGACACAGUCAGACUCUUGCUUCGGCCUUUGCCGACGCUCGGCAGCUGGGCGUCCAGACGUGGCUCCUCUUCCCUGUAUCAGAUUUAACCAUCAGUCAUCCAGCAACCAUAGAAAAGCACAGAACAAAGAUUCUAGAUGGAAGCAGGGUCAUCAGGAUCAGGAGGGGCAGUGGGGAGAGAGACAGGAAGGGACCCAGGGAAGAGGGACAGAGAAGGGCCCAGAGGGAAACCGUGAAGAGAUGAUAGCAGGAAUAACAAGUAUCUGGACCAGGGGGAGCAGGGGUGGCACACGAGGGGCAGCGCCAAGGGCAGGGCGCAGCUGGCCCACCUGCAGCGAUGGGGCCGGUGCUGGAACAGGCUGGGCUGCUUGGUGCUGUUGGUACUCCUCUUGCUGAAGUUGCUGGGCCAGCUCCAGGUCGCUAAGACCCGAUGUGCCUUGAGGUGGCGGCUGCUGCUGCUGCAGGGACAAGGCAAUCAGGUAGUCCUAGAGAGAAGGGACAGAGCAAGAGUUGUGAGGUAGCCUGGGGUGGGGGGGUAGCCAGGCUAGCUUUAGGUUUCCACACCAGCAUUUCCUGAAGCUUCCAAUGCUCCAGCUCCCUCUUCAGAGCAAAACACACAGUCAAGUGUAGAGAGGGUCUGAAGAUAAGAGAGAGAAGAGGGGCAUGGGAGUCAUAUGUUCCAGGCUCUAGAUGAUGAGGUGCAGGCAGCUCGCCUAUGGCAAAAAGCUCUCUGAGGUGAACGGACAUGUGCUCUGCACCCUCCUCAGAGGUCCCCUCAUACCUGGUCCACCUGCCGCUGAUUUUCUGGGGAGCCACGCCCACCUUCUGCUCCAGGGCCCUUGCCCAGGGAAUGACUUAGGUGAAAGUCAGAGUCACAAAAGCAGCUGUCUCCAUCCACGUUGUGCAGGCUCUCCCACACCACUUGCUCUUCCUGUAGAAAGCCCUGGUCAGUGACCAGUAGGUACAAGUGACUCUGCAAAGAAGAGGACAAAGUUCCUUGGUGGGACAAGUGACAGAGACAGCUUAUGGCCAGAAUUCAUCAGAGAUGCACAGAGAUCAUUUGAAUCAAUCGGUUUGUUAGCUGGAACACGUCAGUGUGAGCACGUGGAUCUUUUUUUUCCUCUUGGCCAUACCCACAGUAUGCGCAAGUUCCCAGGCCAGGGGUCGAACCUGUGCCAUGGCAGCAACCGGAGCUGCUGCAGUUACAACGCCAGAUUCUUAACCUGCUGUGCCACAAGAGAACUCCACAUUGGAUCUUUUAUUAAAUAUGUGUGCCUGUGGGGAGAAGGAAGGGCUGUCUAAGUGCGUGGUUAUCUGGGCGUGAGUAUGGCAGUCACUGUGGUCAAGCAGGGAGUCCUCAGGGCUGGGGUCCCACACAAGAUCCUGCUUCCUACCUACUUCCCAUGGUUUUUUGGGCUCCCAUGAUAGUUACGAGAAUAAAUGCUUUGAGAACCAAAGAUCCUUCCCUCUUCUACUUAAUUCCCAAAGCACUUAGAGGAGUUCCCGUUGUGGCUCGGCA